Molecule: messenger RNA, 2523 nt
Organism: Colletotrichum godetiae
Lineage: Eukaryota; Fungi; Ascomycota; Sordariomycetes; Glomerellales; Glomerellaceae
Exons: 5
Coding region: 1-2523 (840 amino acids)
Source: RefSeq, a predicted model, not a curated record
AUGGCGACCUGGACUCCCAAGAUCAUGUCACCGGACAAGCUAUCUGCUAAGGAAUUCAAGCAUCUGCUUUCGGAAUACAAACCUCUCAUCGAAUCCAUUUCAUCCACCAAAGGCGCCAAGCCUGGCCAAAAGACCCUGGAAGAACUGGACCAUUUCCGAUUUGUCGAGGCCCCGACACAGUUUUCUGAGUUUGAGCCGAAGCGGGUAAUGAACCACGAUGACGUGAAACUCUUAGUGGAAUGGAAGCUCCGCCAUGGGACAUUCCGUCCAACGCUGAUGAAAUUGGUGUCAUCCAACGAUUCUUCAGCUGUUGCGGAGACUAUUCAGAACGCCGUUGCGAGCUACCACAACACACGUGACCUUCCAGCGGCUUUGGGCAUUCUGACCAAGUUGAAGGGCAUCGGUCCCGCAACAGCCUCGCUUCUUCUUGCGGUACACUUUUGUGAGAAAGUCAUGUUCUUCUCCGACGAGUGGUACUACUGGCUGUGCAACAAGAACCAAAAAACAUCACUCAAGUACAACAUGAAGGAAUACGAGUCUCUCAACGUGGAAGUAGAAAAGCUCACGAAAAGACUAAACGUGUCCGCCUUAGACGUGGAAAAAGUAGCAUACGUCAUCUUCAAACAGGAAGGCAUUGAUCCCAAGCUGGCGCUCAAACGUAGCCUGCCAAAGGUUGCAAAGACGGACGCGACGAAGACAGAGGCGGCAGUACCAACAAAAAGAAAGAAGAGCUCCGAAGAUGUAGUUGAGGACAAGAUCCCGUCAACUCUCCCAUUGGCCUUAUAUCCAGUAACGAUGUUCAAUGAGUCGGCGGCGGGGCCCGAUGCCAUCGCUCUAGGAACAUGCCCCAACUCGUCCAUACCACGAACACACGACACAACACGGAGCUUCUGCAAGUACCACCCGGUACGUUGCAGCUAUUUGCACAGCGGGAUGGAGGACGACAUGUUCCAAAACGAAUAUGGGCAAGGCGAUGACACGUCGCCACUGCCGGACCUGGAUGUCUCGUCCAUUCCAGACGAUCUGCUUUCUCAGUUUCUCUCACCUUUUGAUACCCCCAGUCUGCUGUGGUCACAGUCAUUUCCCAUAGCUCUGGACAAUCACCCGCGAGGCUUUAUGCGUGCCGACGAAAUCUUCACCGAGAAUGGCGGGCCCAUCCCGCUACCACCGAGAUUUGCUCAGAUUAAACGGAGCCUCGUCGCCGGCAAAGAGCACGCCAUAGUACAAUCAUGGGAACGCCUGUUAGUCGCUCUCCGAGCCGAAAUUGCCGUUAUCGGUGUUAGGAAGUCAGACAUCAUUCCGAUCAUUGACUUCUCGGAGCUCCAAAACCAUGCCAGCGUGUCCGAGUUUACCGCCAAGCUCCGGCGCCGAGGUGGUGCCAUCAUCCGCAACGUCGUACCGGCCUCCGAGGCUCAUGCUUGGCGGGAAGAGACGGAGGCGUAUCUAUUGGAGAACCCGCACACUAAGGGCUGGCCGACGCGCGAUCCGCACUUGUUCGGCAUCUACUGGUCCCCGUCACAGAUCAAGGGCCGAGCCCAUCCCAACGUCUUAGCCGCUCAGCGGUUCUUGAUGAAGCUAUGGCGCUCUCGAGAUCCCAGUGCUCCUGUGGUGGCCGACCUGCCAGUGGCAUACGCCGAUCGUCUACGAAUCCGAACUCCAGGUGAUGAGGCCUGGCAUCUGAAUGCCCAUGUAGACGGCGGCAGUGUCGAGCGUUGGGAGAGUGAUGGUUACGGGAACGCCGGCACGUAUCAGCGCAUAUGGGACGGCAACUGGGAAGACUAUGACCCCUGGGACAGCAGCACGAGGCUCAGAGUCACUUCAGACCUCUACAACGGCGCGGGCUCGUGUAGCAUGUUUCGCAUGUUCCAAGGCUGGCUUUCCAUGUCCGACAUCAACCCAGCUGACGGCACCCUCCUGCUCUGCCCCAUGCUCCAGCUCGCCACCGCCUACUUCCUCUUACGCCCCUUCUUCUCACCGCGCAACCCCUCACCGACGUCCCCCAACUUCCUCGCACGCGAGAACUGGGCGUUGGACUUUGCCCAAACGAGCAUUAUCCAAGGCGCCGUACCAUCUUACACACAAGAGCUCAACUCGGCGCUCCACCCCCAUCUCCAGCUCGACAAGUCCCUCGUGCGUAUCCCGCCCGUGCGGCCGGGCGACUAUGUGGUAUGGCACCCGGACAUGGUAUAUGGUGUCGACAGGGUGCCGACGUCGUCCGCGCCCGCGACCAUCAUGUACAUCCCGGCCUGUCCCCUGACGCAGACCAAUGCGCUGUACCUCGCCCGCCAGCGGAAGGCGUUCCUUCUCGGCCAGCCGAGCCCGGACUUUGGGGGCGGUAAAGGGGAGACGACGCACACGGGCCGCCCUGGGACGCAGGAGGUUAGCGAUGCGGGCGGGGAGGAUGGGCUUAGGGCUAUGGGGUUGAUGCCGUGGGAGGAUAAGGAGGGGAGGAGUCCGACGGAGAAGGCGCUGGUUGGGAUGGCGAAUGCGAUUCUGUUUCCUGAGAGCUAUGAUAUGGUUUGA